Vigna umbellata (rice bean) is the source of this 978-nucleotide messenger RNA. The record is from RefSeq and is a predicted model, not a curated record. NCBI's taxonomy places the organism in Eukaryota, Viridiplantae, Streptophyta, Magnoliopsida, Fabales, Fabaceae.
AUGACAAGAACAUGUGGUGCAUCUUUUAGUUUUCGAGGAGAGAGUUCGUCGCAGGGCGAAGCUCGGAGAAGACCUACCGUUUUUGCUCGUAGAGGUCGUGCAACUCUUAUCCAGGAUGACCCCAUAGCCGAGGAGCGAGCCGUUGAGGAACAAACAUAUGAGGCGUAUGAGACUCAUGGUGAGGAGGAUGCAUUUGAGGCCCUUAACAACGAUGACAAUAAGGAGGAGCAUGCGGAUGUUCAUGACAUACAAGAGGAUGUCGGUGGAUUUCCUGGAGGUCCACGUGAUGAUUCAUUGCUGACGCACUAUGUUGAGCAUGUAGCUUAUGCUAUUUCAGAAGGCCGGGAGUUGGAGUUUGAGGAGGCUCGUACAGCCCUUCUGCAGUUGCUCGGCGUUGAUGGUGGCACAACAGGUGCUGAGAUGGAGGACGCACGUGGUCCGAAAGUCAGACUCAGCUGGCUUAGAGAGAUAUAUGUUCAGAGAGACGUACACGCGUGUGACAGAUAUGCCUGGGGUGUUGCUACACUCGCCCAUUUAUACGAGCAGCUCGGGGAUGCGAGUCUCGCCUCCACGAAGCAGAUGGCCGAAUAUUUGACUCUAUUUCAGAGUUGGAUAUACGAACAUUUCCCUGGCAUGGGGAGGAGGCGGUUGGUGACUUCUUACGAUGAUACCACACCACAUGCCAUGAGGUGGCAGAGCCCUAGCAGAGUUCCACUCUCGCGGAGAUUCAGUCACAGUUGGAUGCGCUGCCAUACAAUGGAGUUGUGUGGGAUCCGUAUGAGGGGCAUCGGGCUAUUCGGCCAUUCUUCAACAUCUCAAGACAUUCCACGAUCACCAACUACGAUUCCAGAUGUAGAUAUAGUGGCCAUUGAUCAUGUUUGGUUGCACUUUAGAGCUCACGUUGUAAGUAAUGUCAGACAUGCAGCAUCCCCUUCUGACUGUGUCGAUGGGUACAUUCAGUGGUUCAGGAGGGUCUGA